This is a messenger RNA of Aspergillus terreus NIH2624, 1773 nucleotides long. RefSeq names its product ubiquitin carboxyl-terminal hydrolase. The coding region runs from base 1 to 1773 and encodes 590 amino acids. Gene Ontology annotation, cellular component: nucleus; cytosol. Gene Ontology annotation, molecular function: cysteine-type deubiquitinase activity; cysteine-type endopeptidase activity. The record is from RefSeq and is a predicted model, not a curated record. The transcript has 2 exons. NCBI's taxonomy places the organism in Eukaryota, Fungi, Ascomycota, Eurotiomycetes, Eurotiales, Aspergillaceae. Gene Ontology annotation, biological process: protein deubiquitination.
AUGGCGGAUGAGAAUGACACUCCUACCCAGAACCUGGGAAGACCAACCCUCCCCUUCUACACCGGCUGGCGCAACUACUACCAAGCCUUCGACCCCGUCAGCAUCUUCAACCCGCUGAACCUGUGCUACCGCAAUGUGAUCCUCCAGCUACUCCUGCACACCCCCCUUCUGCUGAACUUUGUCGAGCUGAACUGCGUGCCAGGCCAUACGUGCGUCGAGCCGGCCACGUUCUGCACCUUCUGCGUGCUCAAGGCCUUUAUCGACGCCUACUGGACCAGAUCCCGCAAUGACGAGGCCUUCACCCGCGCCCUAGACACCCUCUGGGAGAAGCUGCUGGUCAGCUUCUGGGUGAGUGCGGUCGAGGACCUCAACGAGCAGCAGGACGCGCGUGAGUUUCUAGAGCGUACCCUCGCGCAGUUUCACUUUGAGUCUAUGUACGUCGACGUCAGCGCCUCGUUCCAGAUCGUCACCAACAAACACUUCCAGUGCCGCACCUGCAACGCCACCCGCAGAGCCGACAGCCUGGACCAGCAGUACUUCCUCAUCGCCGACUUCCCCACCGACGGCCGCCGCUGCACCAUCGACGACGCCAUCCUCCCCGGCAUGCACAACGCGCUCGUGCACCGCUGCCCCCGCUGCAACGCCGACACCGAGCACACCAUGGUGGACAAGAUCGUGCAGCUGCCCGAGGUGCUGCUGGUGCAGGUGAACCGGUUCACCAUGCAGCAAGAUGACCAGACCAAGGUGCAGAAGAGCUUGCAGAUCGACGAGCACCUCGCCGUGUCCGACGCCAUCCGCGACGCCGACGCGCCGGACCACGACCCCACCGCCUACGAGCUGUACGCCGUCGUCUUCCACCGCGGCGUCAGCAUCUACAAGGGCCACUACACGGCCGCCGUCAAGAACCCAGACGGCCGCUGGGCGCUGCUCGACGACGACAGCGACGUCGUCUACCGCGACUCCCUCGACGACCUCAAGGCCUACAAGCGCACCUUCGAGCGCCAGGCCUACAUCCUCGCCUACCGCCGCCUGCCGCUGUCCGCCGAGCCCGCACCGUCCCACCGCCCCUACGCGACCAAGUCUAUCGCUAACCUGCCGGCCCCAACAGACUCCGACGGCGACACCACCCUCAUCGACGAGCCGUCCGACGACUCGCGCUCCUCCACGAGCAUCGACCGCGACGCCCUCCCCGUCGCCGGCGGCGUGCACCUGCUCGAGACCAUCGCCUUCGACGGCCGCGACGUCGAUUGGAUCGUCUCCCAGCAGUUGCUGCUCCCCCCGGAAGCCGGCCCGCUCAUCAACCUGCCGCCGCGGGCGAAAGUCCAGCGCGCAAAGGUGAGGUUUGUAAUGACCUCGAGGGAGAACGGCGACAUCCUCGAGGGCGAGGCCACCAUCUCGCUCCGUCCGCAGCGCCAGGAUGUGCCGGACGCAUCUGUUGUGGUUACCACCGAACGCACGCCGCUGAUCAAGCGGCUGCGGCCGCGCGGUAAGCCCCAGGCAAAGCCGGCGAAGACUAUGAAUACCAAGGGUAAGUCUAAGAAGACCAAGGCUGAGUCGCCUGGCGCGCAGGCGCCGGCUAAGCCGCGGGGCGUUGCAAAAAGCAAGGCUGGUGCUAAGGCUGGCGCUAAGGCCAGUGCUAAAGCGAAGGGACGUAAGGAGCCCACGCCGACCAGCUCGACGCCGUGUCAAUGCUCAGAUCCGGAUGGUUGGGUGCGGCGGUCGAAGCGGUGGCAUAAGAAUCAUCCGACUUAUGCGGAGAGCACGAGUAGCUGA